Paramacrobiotus metropolitanus is the source of this 1446-nucleotide messenger RNA. RefSeq names its product cathepsin Z-like. The record is from RefSeq and is a predicted model, not a curated record. Gene Ontology annotation, molecular function: cysteine-type endopeptidase activity. Gene Ontology annotation, cellular component: lysosome. Lineage: Eukaryota; Metazoa; Tardigrada; Eutardigrada; Parachela; Macrobiotidae.
AGGCACGAAACCGCGACUGUAAAGUGUAUUGCAAACAGCUUCCAGUAAUUAAUAUGUUUCUUUUGCCAGAUUUCAUACGACAAAAGUGACCUUGUGCGCGUUUAACGGGCGUAUACCGUAGAGUCAGCUGCGGUUACAUUUAGAGUCGACAUCGGUUAUAGGAUUAGUUUUGUGUUCCUGGGAAUUGUUGGUUCGUUGAUCAGAAGGUUGACGAGUUAAUAUUGAAAACACCAUGAAAGCUUUAGUGUUUGGCAUUUUAUUGCUCAGCGCCUGUUGCUUCGAUUUCCUCGAGGCUCGGAAGCGUUCCGGGUGUUAUAAAAAGGAAUACGAUCGAAAAGUGAAACCGGUCAAGACCCGCCCACGACAUUUCGAGUAUUUAUCAAACGAAAACCUUCCGGAAGCCUGGGACUGGAGAAACGUUGAUGGUGUGAACUAUGCUUCCCCCACGCGGAAUCAGCAUAUACCGCAGUACUGCGGAUCUUGUUGGGCCAUGGGCACGACUAGCUCGUUAGCUGAUCGGAUUAAUGUCGCCAGGAAAGGCGCGUGGCCGUCCGCUUACCUUAGCCCUCAAAAUGUCUUGGAUUGCGCCGAUGCCGGCACUUGUCAUGGCGGUGGUGGAUUAGCAGUAUUUGAAUACGCUCACAAAAAGGGCAUCCCUGACGAAACUUGUAACAAUUAUCAAGCCAUUGAUCAAGAUUGCAAACCGUUCAACCAAUGUGGAACCUGUUCGGAAUUCGGGAAAUGCUAUGUUGUGCAGAAUUAUACCGUGUGGAAGGUUGGAGACUUUGGCCCGGUGAGUGGCCGCGAAAACAUGAUGAUGGAAAUCUGGAAAAACGGACCCAUAGCGUGCGGAAUUUCGGUUACGGAUAAGUUUGAAGAUUAUAACGGUGGAGUCUAUGAGGAAUAUCUUCCGGGAGCAGGCAUUAAUCACAUUUUAUCCAUUGUUGGUUGGGGCAUCGAACACGACACCGGAGUUGAAUACUGGAUCGGACGGAAUUCUUGGGGUGAACCAUGGGGUGAGCACGGAUGGUUCAAGAUCGUCACCAGCAAAUAUAAAAAUGGAAAGGGCAACGACUACAAUCUCAACGUUGAAUCGGACUGUGCGUAUGCGGAUCCGAUAGUCAAGUUCUAGAAAUUUCUAAGAGUUUCUGAACGGCGUUUGUAGUUCCAGUGGAAUUUAGUGCUCAGUUAGCCACACUGGUGUGCAGUUUAUUUGCGCUUCCGGAGGUGAUUUUCGUUUGAACGAACCUUUCCGGUCCGCGUUAAGUGCCUUUUGUUUAACGUAUAUUCCGUCCUGUGUAAUCGUUUGAAUCUUUCUUAGUCUGCAUUGUAAACUGUUUGUGACGUUUGUGACUUGUGUACGAUUUUGUUUUUUGUUGUCUAAAUCGCAGCAGUUGCUAAUGAUGGUAGGAAAGCUUUUGUAGUAAACUUUUGCAGUGCGAAAAA